CAACAGCCUCGUCGCCAGCGGCCGGAGCUCCUCCUCUUUCGCCUUCUCCUGGCAUCCCCGUCUCGCUCGCUCUCUCUCUCUCUCCCCGGCUGCUCCGCGCCCUGUAUGGUCCAUCGCCGCCGCCCUGCUCCGGCACCACCUCCGCCGCCGCCUCCUUCUCCAGUUCCCUUCGGCUUAGCUCCUCCUGCCCCCGGCGGUGGCGCCCUCAGCACCGAGGCUGUAUGAUCAGGCUACAGUCUUCAAUGAGUAACCAUAUUCCUCAGUUCUGUGGUGUUCUCGGUCACACAUUUAUGGAGUUUCUGAAGGGCAGUGGGGACUACUGCCAGGCACAGCACGGCCUUUAUGCAGACAAGUGAACUGUAGAAAUUGAUUACUGCUCCACCAAGAAGCCCCCUUAAAG
Messenger RNA from Ahaetulla prasina, 400 nucleotides. RefSeq lists its product as uncharacterized. The record is from RefSeq and is a predicted model, not a curated record. Lineage: Eukaryota; Metazoa; Chordata; Lepidosauria; Squamata; Colubridae. The coding region runs from base 222 to 356 and encodes 44 amino acids. The transcript has 2 exons.